AAACGCACCCGCUUCUUCGCUCGAGGACCACCCUCUCCUUUUCGUUUUUGGCCUCCCAGCCGGGUGAGUGGAAACCGCUUGCACAUUCUAUAGAACGGGAUCCUAACCCGGACGAUCCGGAGAAUUUGUACGGCGACCGGCAGGGGGGGCGGGAGGAGAGAGCGAAGUCAAGUCUCCGGGGCUGCUGGCGACUUCGGAAGCCGCGCGCCCCGCGCCCUCGGCCGCCCCCGGCCGCUCGCCCCCGCCGCGCCGCCGCCCUCGCCCCCGGGCGCGCCCUCGGCCCCCGGCGGCCGCGAAAGGGUGCGGGAGACGCGGAGCAGGAGGAGGAGGCGCAGCCGCUGCCCGAGCCGCAGCCGCAGCCGCAGCCGGAGCCCGAGCCGCGGGGCGGGCGCGAAGAUGCACACGACCCAGAAGGACACGACGUACACCAAGAUCUUCGUCGGGGGGCUGCCCUACCACACCACCGACGCCAGCCUGCGCAAGUACUUCGAGGUCUUCGGCGAGAUCGAGGAGGCGGUGGUCAUCACCGACCGGCAGACGGGCAAGUCCCGGGGCUACGGAUUUGUCACCAUGGCUGACCGAGCUGCUGCGGAAAGAGCUUGCAAGGAUCCCAACCCCAUCAUUGAUGGCAGGAAGGCCAAUGUGAAUCUGGCAUAUUUGGGAGCAAAACCAAGGAUCAUGCAACCAGGUUUUGCCUUUGGUGUUCAACAACUUCAUCCAGCCCUUAUACAAAGACCUUUUGGAAUGGCAGAGAUGCAAGGACUGAUGGAGAGGCUGGAACGGGUGGUCGGCCGACUGGAGUCGCUGUCUGCAGAGUCACACCGGCCUCCUGGGGACUGUGAGGGACUUAAUGGUGUCAGUAGAGGUGUGGCACCCUCCGUGGAAGCCUUUGAUACGCUGAUGAACAGCAUGGUGGCGGAGUUUUUACAGAAGAGCAGGAUCCUUGCUGGCGAUGUGGAGACUCACGCGGAAAUGGUGCAUAGUGCUUUCCAGGCCCAGCGGGCUUUCCUUCUGAUGGCCUCUCAGUACCAACAACCCCAAGAGAAUGAUGUGGCUGCGCUUCUGAAACCAAUCUCAGAAAAGAUCCAGGAAAUCCAAACUUUCAGAGAGAGAAACCGGGGGAGUAAAAUGUUUAAUCAUCUCUCCGCCGUCAGCGAAAGCAUCCCUGCCCUUGGGUGGAUAGCUGUGUCCCCCAAACCCGGUCCUUAUGUCAAGGAGAUGAAUGAGGCUGCCACCUUUUACACUAACAGAGUCUUAAAGGACUACAAACACAGCGAUUUACGCCAUGUGGAUUGGGUGAAGUCCUAUUUGAACAUUUGGAGUGCUCUGCAAGCAUACAUCAAGGAACACCAUACCACCGGCCUGACUUGGAGCAAAACUGGGCCAGUAGCAUCAACCGCAUCAGCAUCGUCUGUCCUGUCCCCUGGGCCUGGCCUUCCUCCGCCCCCUCCCCCACCCCCUCCUCCAGGGCCACCUCCACUUUUUGAGAAUGAAGACAGAAGAGAGGAGCCCUCCCCUUCACGCUCAGCUCUAUUUGCCCAACUUAACCAAGGGGAAGGAAUUACGAAAGGGCUCCGGCACGUCACAGAUGACCAGAAGACAUACAAGAAUCCCAGCCUACGGACUCAAGGAGGACAAACUCCAUCUCCUACCAAAAGCCUCUCCCCAGGCUCCAGGGCCCCCCCGUCUCAUCCUCCUCAGAAACAUGCUCCCGUGUUCGAGUUGGAAGGAAAGAAAUGGAGAGUCGAGUAUCAAGAGGACAGGCAUGACCUUGUGAUUUCGGAGACCGAACUGAAACAAGUGGCUUACAUUUUCAGCUGCAACAAGUCCACUCUACAGAUAAAAGGAAAAAUAAAUUCCAUUACAAUCGACAACUGUAAGAAGUUUGGCCUUGUGUUUGACAACGUGGUAGGCAUUGUGGAAGUGAUCAAUUCCAAGGAUAUUCAAAUGCAGGUCAUGGGGAAAGUGCCAACGAUUUCCAUUAAUAAGACGGAAGGUUGCCACAUCUACCUCAGUGAAGAUGCACUGGACUGUGAGAUCGUGAGUGCCAAAUCAUCUGAAAUGAAUGUCCUGAUUCCUCAGGAUGGUGAUUAUAGAGAAUUUCCUGUUCCAGAACAGUUCAAGACAGCCUGGGAUGGAUCCAAGUUGGUCACGGAACCUGCAGAAAUUAUGGGCUAACCUCCAGAGAGACUGAGCCCCCUGACCUGAACCCAUCAAAAAAAGAAACAAAAGCAAAACAAAACAAAACAAAAAAAAAACAAGCAGCAUUGAAGACCUAGAAGUCGCAGGAACACCUACUGCUUUGGUUUUGGCUUCCAGCAGUUCUGUGUUCUAGAAACAGCAUCAUUUCUGGCAUGCCUUCGUGGGCAUUUUGAAGUAUUUAACGUUUCUUCAUGAUUUGCCUUUGUGUGUAAUUUGAGUUCCACAUGAUGACUAGUGAGCAUUACACAUUUUAAGGGGGAAGGGAGAAUUCUGUCCCCCUAAUAUCAUGAACACAGUAGCUGAUAGGUAAAAAUACUGCAUGAUUCAAUUUGACACUUCAGUUUAAUUGCUAGUUGGAAAAUAAAACCUUUGAGAAUCUAAGAUGUACAUUUUUACCCUUGAGACAGUUUCAGUGUGAUGCAGUAGUAAUAUGCUCUGAAAAGUUUUGACCUUUUUUCCCUCGUUUUUACCAAAUGUUCACCUUUGUCAGCGUGGAUACAUUGUCAGCAUGAUACAUAUUUCAAGGCACUUUUUUUUUUUUUUACAAAACGUAAGAAAAUUCCAUCCUAAAGACCAUUAUCCAGUUUCUUGCCCUUAGAAGACUUGUAUUCUUUACAGUUACUAAAACUUAAAACUAGAAGUAAUUUCUAAUUUUUCUUAAAAUAUUCUUCUGCCAUUGUCAAAUGGGAAACUUUUACUUUUCUGCAGAAAGUUUUUUUUUUUUUUUAAUGCCAAACGAUUGGUGGGAGGAGGCAGACAGAUUACCUCACAAUUUUGCUCAAAGAUCAAGCUCAUAAAUUUUUUUGUUUCCCAGUGUUGAACCUGUUGAAUGAAUAAUCAGAUGCCUUGUAAAGUAUGUCGUUAAUGUUUUAUUAUAGACUUCCUUUUUCACUUUCCAGACUUCUAACCAGUCUCAAAACAAUGAGAGUUACAAAGCCAUAGAUGUAACACUUCUUCCAAAACCUAAGAAAUUGUUUGUUGGCUUGACUUGCUGCUCCUAUUUUGUAGUAUUGAUAGAACAUGCUUUUUCAGUACAAGAGAAACUAGCAUAUUCCUUUGUAUCCUUUCAGUACACAGUGCUGAACAAUCCACAACUUGUUGGAUCAGUGUAAUGAAUUCUAGUAUAAUGCUUGCAGACCCAAUACAAGCAUAUAUAUAUUGUGCCUCCUACAGCCUUUGGGAUACGUCGUUUCCGUUUUUUAAAUAUCUUCUAUACCCAUAUAGUAUUCAAAUUACUAAUGCUCAUGUACCAAGGUUUUGCUAUAAAAGUUUUGUUCAUAUGAAUUACGUGGCUUUAGUAAAUAUCUUUUUUUUUCAACUGUAAACUUAUUCUGAAAUAAAGUAAAAUUCUAAUUGUUUAAA
This is a messenger RNA of Neofelis nebulosa (Clouded leopard), 3564 nucleotides long. Its product is annotated as RNA-binding protein 24. NCBI's taxonomy places the organism in Eukaryota, Metazoa, Chordata, Mammalia, Carnivora, Felidae. Gene Ontology annotation, cellular component: cytosol; cytoplasm. Bases 397 to 2178 code for a protein of 593 amino acids. Gene Ontology annotation, biological process: cell morphogenesis; regulation of adenylate cyclase activity; cytoskeleton organization. Gene Ontology annotation, molecular function: mRNA 3'-UTR binding; actin binding; adenylate cyclase binding. The transcript is spliced from 15 exons. The record is from RefSeq and is a predicted model, not a curated record.